AUGACGACAAACGUCCCUCGGCCUGGCCCCGCCAACUUGGGCCCCAAUGCCGGUCUAGACGAAUGGCUCGAAGAGGCCAAACAAUGCCACUACCUGCCCGAGAGGGCCAUGAAGGAGUUGUGCGAGAAGGUCAAGGAGAUCCUUAUGGAAGAGUCCAAUAUUCAGCCCGUUUGCACACCUGUCACAGUUUGCGGAGAUAUCCACGGCCAGUUCUAUGAUCUGUUAGAGUUGUUCCGAGUGUCUGGGGGCAUGCCGGGCGAGACCAAUGUCCAGGCCCCCAAGACUGCGACCACUGUCAUCACGUCCGACGAUAUCGAGCCGCCGAGCGAAAUCACAAAUCCAAAGCUCAGGAAGAAGCUGCGGUCCCCGGUAGGUGAUGCUGGUGCGGGCGGUAACGAGGGCGAAGAUGAUGCCGACGUCGCGGGCUCUCGUCCGGGGUCCGCGCUGUCAGGUGCCAAUGUCACCUCUGCUCAGAGCGCGGAGACUCGCUUUAUCUUCCUGGGGGACUUUGUCGAUAGAGGGUAUUUUAGUUUGGAGACAUUUACGUUGCUCAUGUGCUUGAAGGCCAAAUACCCCGAUCGAAUUGUGCUUGUCCGAGGCAACCACGAAUCUAGGCAAAUCACGCAAGUCUACGGCUUUUAUGAAGAGUGCCAGCAAAAAUAUGGCAACGCUUCUGUGUGGAAGGCCUGCUGCCACGUCUUUGACUUUCUUGUUCUUGCAGCUAUUGUCGACGGCGAAGUUUUGUGUGUACACGGCGGGCUAAGUCCCGAAAUUAGAACGAUAGAUCAAAUCCGUGUUGUUGCUCGUGCCCAGGAGAUUCCUCAUGAAGGAGCAUUUUGUGACCUGGUCUGGUCAGAUCCUGAAGAUGUUGAAACGUGGGCUAUCAGCCCACGCGGCGCCGGCUGGCUCUUUGGCGACAAGGUCGCUACCGAAUUCAAUCAUGUAAAUGGAUUGAAAUUGAUUGCGCGGGCUCACCAGCUUGUAAAUGAAGGCUAUAAGGUAUGGCGCAUUCGAACCGAGAAUACUACUUGCUACGUAUUGGGUGCUAACUAG
Metarhizium acridum CQMa 102 is the source of this 1053-nucleotide messenger RNA. RefSeq names its product sporulation-induced protein. Gene Ontology annotation, molecular function: protein serine/threonine phosphatase activity. Gene Ontology annotation, biological process: G1/S transition of mitotic cell cycle. The record is from RefSeq and is a predicted model, not a curated record. NCBI's taxonomy places the organism in Eukaryota, Fungi, Ascomycota, Sordariomycetes, Hypocreales, Clavicipitaceae. Gene Ontology annotation, cellular component: cytoplasm.